This is a messenger RNA of Myxocyprinus asiaticus (Chinese sucker), 1252 nucleotides long. RefSeq names its product ras homolog family member Q (gene rhoq). Gene Ontology annotation, molecular function: GTP binding; GTPase activity. The record is from RefSeq and is a predicted model, not a curated record. NCBI's taxonomy places the organism in Eukaryota, Metazoa, Chordata, Actinopteri, Cypriniformes, Catostomidae. Bases 356 to 973 code for a protein of 205 amino acids. Gene Ontology annotation, biological process: cortical actin cytoskeleton organization; small GTPase-mediated signal transduction. The transcript has 5 exons.
CUGGGGUUGGAAAGUAGGGAAAGUGGGACAGUGGAGAGAGGGCGUAGUGUGUUGUGCACGCGCCUCAGCCUCGGGAAUCUCGCGCUUUCAGGUUGAUGUAUUGACUACGCGGAGUUCAUCGCGUGCUUCCAUCGCGAGGAAGCGGCACGCGCGCGGAGUGUGUUAGUACGGAGUGAAUGAAAACGCCAAAUUUGAAAAGCGGGCUGGAGGAAAUGGCAUUUCAGCUCUUUUCGCAGACAGAGCGGGGCGAUGCUGCUGGUGGUAGCGGUGACGCCUGGUCAGGGAUGGAGCUUUAAUAUAGCAGGAUAUAUCUACAGCAACCGAAGAAGAUGGUGAAUUCAAGUGUUUUAUCGUCAUGGCAAACGGAAUCGGAAGCAUUAUGUUGAAAUGCGUGGUCGUCGGCGACGGCGCCGUUGGGAAAACUUGUCUGCUGAUGAGCUAUGCCAACGACGCCUUUCCCGAGGAAUAUGUGCCCACUGUCUUUGAUCAUUAUGCAGUCAGUGUGACGGUUGGGGGGAAACAAUACCUACUGGGGUUGUAUGACACUGCGGGUCAGGAGGACUAUGAUCGCUUACGACCCCUGUCCUACCCCAUGACUGAUGUCUUCCUCAUUUGCUUCUCGGUUGUGAAUCCAGCCAGCUUCCAGAACAUAAGAGAGGAGUGGGUCCCUGAACUGCAGGAGUAUGCACCCAAUGUCCCUUACCUGCUCAUUGGCACACAGAUCGACCUGCGUGAUGACCCAAAGACUAUUGCCAAGCUGAACGAUGUGAAAGAGAAGCCCAUUGUUACAGAACAAGGCCAAAAGCUUGCAAAGGAGAUUGGUGCCUGCUGUUAUGUUGAAUGCUCAGCACUGACACAGAAAGGCUUGAAGACUGUGUUCGAUGAGGCCAUUAUAGCCAUUCUGGCUCCUAAGAAAGGUGCCCACAAGCGAAGACUGGGCCCACGCUGCAUUAACUGCUGCCUGAUCACAUGAGGGGGACUGAUACACCAGCUCAGGGGCAUCCAGGAGAAAGAGAGCAAGAACUUAUAACAAAUGAUGGUGAUUCCAUGUCCAACUGACAACCAUAUUACAAUCUCUACAACUGAGAAAACAGAUAUUAUGAACAAGGUAUGGGGGAUGACAAGAACAACUGACAUAAAAACAUGAUGUUCAGGGACAAGCAACACAAGAACACUAAACUUUGAGGUGGCAUACAAGGACAAUGAUGAGAGAUCAUAACUUAUUGCACACUCAAGCACACAGAAAAGAAAG